AUGACGAGGCCGUCCAUCAUCAGAGCCGACCACCACGCCCCCUCGGCGCAGGACCAAUCCGCCCGCCGAGAUCGACGCCCAACCGCCCGCGCUCCGCAUCAGGCAGAGACCCUUCGCGACGCCGCCCACAAGUCCGCCCAGGAGCAAUCGCGCAGUCCCCGGGCUGCCUCUUCCACCGCCACAUACAACGGCUCGCCAGACACCGACACCGACACCGACACCGACACCGACUCGGACGCGGAUUCAGAUACAGACACAGACGCCGGCAACAUGGACGUCUACCAGCAGCAUCAGCACCAGCAGGACCCGCUGGCCGUGGCCCAGAACGGCGGCAUGGCCGACGACGACGACAUCGAGGACGACGGCGACCUGGAUGACGACAUGAUGGAUCGCAUCUCGAGCUCGCCCUCAAUCGAAGAUGGUGCGUGCAGCCACUCCGUUACCGUCACUCCCGUGGCCUGGCCGCGGCGAGUGUCUUCCCUGACCUCCAUCCCUCGGAUUCCCUGGGCAUCACUGCACCUGCACCCAAACACUCCAUCUCCUCCAAUUCCCAGCACAAGAGACACAGAUUUCCUGCAGCAGAUUCGAAGCGGGCAUCAUCAUCUUCUUUCGGGUGAGUAUGCCAAGUGUGGCGAUCAAGACGACGACGACGACGACGACGAUGCCGGCUGCGAUACCGAAGCCGGCAUCGAAGAGGCCGAUACAUCGCUCACGAUACCGUACAACAAAUCCUUUGAAGAAGAUGAUGAUUCUGAUUUCUCCCUCCCCAACAACCCACGCUUCAUUGACUAUGGCUGGGCAGCAGAGUGCUUACAUGAACCAGAGGACAUCGAUUUCGAUUUCGUCUACGCCCUCCACACCUUUGUGGCCACCGUCGAGGGCCAAGCGAACGCGACCAAGGGUGAUACCAUGGUUCUGCUCGACGAUAGCAACAGCUACUGGUGGCUGGUAAGAGUAGUCAAGGAUAGUAGCAUUGGCUACCUGCCAGCCGAGCACAUCGAGACGCCUACCGAAAGAUUAGCGCGACUUAACAAACACAGGAAUAUCGAUGUGCGUACAAUUCUCAUCAAUAAAAUGAUGUCUUCUCCCACUGUCGCUUUUGCAGAGCCCACCUACCACAACUACAACCCUGAUUACUCCUCAGAUGAGGAAGAUCUCGAUGAGCUGCUAGAGGGAACUCAGGAGAAAAAGGCGCUGUCAGAAGACGACGAUGCUGCAGAUGACACCGCCAAGGUGGAACCGCUCAAAACCAAGUCCAAGGCUGCCAAACAAUCUGAGCCAAACAAGGAUGAAGAAUCCGACGAUGAAGAUCUUCGGGGCAGCCUCGAUAUUGUGGAGAAGAACGGCCCCAGCAUAUCUCGUAACGGUAACAUCAGGAACACCGACUCUUUCUUUAAGGAUGAUACAGCCGAGACCAAGAAGAUUACCCUUACGCCGAAUUUGCUGCGGGAUGACGCUCCCCCUCGGGAGUCAUCUGACUCUGCCGGAUCCAAGUCUCGCGCAAGCUUAGACAAGCUUGAGAAGGAGCUCAUGUCUGACAAGGACAGGAAAAAGAGCAAGGAGAAGGAGAAGGACAAGAAACCUGGUGGUCUCCGAGGCUUCUUCUCACGGAAAGACAAGAAGAGGUCGCCCAAUGACGAUGGGCCGGACGGCGAGCCCCGCGACAGCGAGGAGCGCCAGUCUGAAGAGCAUUCGUCUCCGGAAAAGGUCAGGCAGCCGGCCAAGCUGCAGAAGCCUCAAGCCCGAGUCGAGCCAUCCAUCAACGAGAAGACUCCAAACUCCACCGUGGAGCUUGCCUCUUAUCUGGCCGAGAGCCGCAUCAACGAUGUUUCCAACGUUCCUCCACCGUCAAUGCGCAUCGUCAACCCCGAGACAAACGAGACACAAGAGGUUCCAUCGCACCAGCCCCCUCGGGGCCGCCCGUCUUUGGAGCAGCCAAUGUCUCCUACUGCACGCCGUGGCGAGGUAGUUACCAGCCCGAGAGCCGCUACUGGGCCGCGAUCCCCGUAUGCCCAUUUGGAUGUAUCCGACUCGGACGACUCAGAUGAUGGCGAAGCCAUCUUGGAUCAGAUGCCCAGGCCAAAAUCAUCGUCUACACCUGCGGCUACCAAUGCUGCACCAGAGGAGGAAGAACAAGAAGAGGCUAUUAUUCCUGGCUCUUUCCCCGAGGGCCACAUUUCAUCUACUGGUGACAAAUCUCCUGCAUCUCAGCAACAGCCUCUGGCCGAAUCUACAGCCCGCGCGCCUGCAGAGGCGUCUCCCGAGUCACCCAUUGCGCCUUCGGACCCUCCUGCUCUGAUGGUUGAUACUUCGUCUCCAGAGGAUCGAUCGCCCUCUGUUUCGCCUUCUCCUGAGCUAACUCAGUCUGCUGAGGGUAGAUCCAAGAGUAGCUCUUCUUCCACUGGCAGCAAAGAGCAGACCUGGGACGACAUGAAGCUACGUGCCUUCUUUGACGAGCCCGAGCAUAUUCGCGACCUCUUGGUUGUAGUGUACGACAAGACCGAUGUGGUACCUGCAAGCAGCGAUCAUCCCGUAGUAGGUGGUCUCUUCCGAGAGCAGAAUGCCAAGUUGGCUGAAAUAACGACUCAACUUGAUAACAUGCUUGGAGACUGGCUGGCAAGAAAGCAACGAACCCGUGGAUCUCAUUGA
This is a messenger RNA of Trichoderma atroviride IMI 206040, 2649 nucleotides long. NCBI's taxonomy places the organism in Eukaryota, Fungi, Ascomycota, Sordariomycetes, Hypocreales, Hypocreaceae. The record is from RefSeq and is a predicted model, not a curated record.